AUGACCAUUCCAAGCGCCUCAAAACACGAGCAUGAUGUUGCUCUGAUCGGCAAAAGCAGCCAUGCAGUCAAACCUCCAAAGUAUCCACUGGGUACUUCCGAGAGUACCGCAAGCUUCGACAUUAUUGACAUACGCCACGAUGCCGUGGAGAUGAAUCUAAAGGACGAGAUUCUAAGCUCUUUAAAGCCUUUGAGUGGCCCAAAGCAAUUACCAACCUUACUGCUCUACAACGAACGAGGUUUGCAAUUGUUCGAAGAGAUCACCUAUUUGGAGGAAUACUACCUCACCAACGCGGAAAUCGAUGUUCUCAAACGCUCGGCUGACAGCAUUGCAAAUGCCAUACCGUCAGGCUCUAUGGUUGUUGAGCUGGGUAGUGGUAAUCUUCGAAAGGUCAGUAUCUUGUUGAGGGCCUUAGAAGCUGCAGGUAAAAAGAUCGACUAUUAUGCGUUAGACCUUUCCUUGAAAGAGCUGAAGCGGACACUCGAACAAGUACCCAUAUUCGAACAUGUCAAAUGCCACGGUCUCCACGGCACAUAUGACGACGGCCUUGACUGGCUCAAAACACCAGAACAGAGCUCCAGGCCGAAGUGUGUUAUGUCUCUCGGAUCUAGCAUAGGCAACUUUCAUCGUUCCGACGCUGCUGCGUUCUUGCGGAGGUUCUCCGAUGCAUUACAGCCGUCCGAUUCAAUACUUGUUGGAUUAGAUGGAACCGAGGAUGCCCAAAAAGUCUAUCAUGCAUAUAACGAUCGCGAGGGGAUCACCCACAAAUUCAUCCUGAACGGACUUAUUCAAGCAAACGAGGUCCUUGGAGAAGAAGUUUUCAGACUUGAUGACUGGAAAGUAAUUGGAGAAUACGUUUACGACGGUGAAGGCGGUCGUCACCAAGCAUUUUAUUCUCCGAAACGGGACGUAGUCUUCAACGACGUCACAUUCAAGGCUGAAGAACGAAUCCAAGUCGAACAAAGUUUAAAGUAUCCACCCGAAGCUGCGACUCAACUUUGGAGCGACGCAGGGUUACAGGAGGUUCGUCGAUGGAAGGCCUCGUCCGAAGACUAUAGCCUACACUUGCUCAGCAAAGAAAGAAUGGCGUUCAACUCGGAUGCCAAAGUCUAUGCCGCAUCAAGCGUACCGACUUUCGAAGAUUGGAAAGGUCUUUGGGCCGUAUGGGACGUAGUCACUAGAGGCAUGAUCUCUGACGAGGAACUACUUGAGCAGCCCAUCAAACUACGGAAUGCUUGCAUUUUCUACCUCGGCCACAUUCCCACUUUCCUAGAGAUUCAGCUCAACAAGGUGAGCUUGGAACCUCCAUGUGAGCCCACCUACUAUCCUCAGGUCUUCGAGAGAGGCAUUGAUCCUGAUGUUGACAACCCUGAACAAUGUCAUGCUCACUCGGAGGUCCCUGAAGAAUGGCCACCACUGGAUGAGAUCCUUGAAUACCAGGGCAAGGUCCGCAGCAAAGUUGAGAAGCUCUAUUCGCUGCAAGAAAUCCCACGAGAUAUUGGACGUGCACUUUGGAUCGGGUUCGAGCAUGAGAUUAUGCAUCUAGAGACACUUCUUUACAUGCUCUUGCAGAGUGACAAAACUCGGCCACCCACCACUUAUACCCCUGACUUUGAGAGUGAAGCGAAGUUCGCAGAAGCUGCCAGGGUACCAAAUGAGUGGUUUGAAAUUCCAGAGCAGAGCAUCACUAUUGGUCUCACUGAUCCAGAGGACAACUCGGGUGGUGAUCAACAUUUUGGAUGGGAUAAUGAGAAACCACCUCGACAAGUCACGGUACCAGCUUUCCGUGCUCAAGCGCACGCAAUUACAAACCAAGAUUACGGCCGUUACCUCGAACAGACACACAGUUCAAAGAUCCCAGCUUCAUGGGCGGAGAACAUCUCUAAUGGUGCCCACUUGAACGGCGACUCAAACGGCAAUUCAAAUGGUUACUCCAAUGGCCAUGCCAAUAUUCAUUACAAUGCCUCAAUUCCUCUGAGCAAGGCAUUCUUAGAGGGAAAGGCUGUCCGCACUGUGUAUGGUUUGGUACCUUUGAAGUAUACUCUUGACUGGCCCGUCUUUGCUUCAUACGAUGAGCUUGCUGGCUGCGCUAUUUGGAUGGGAGGUCGAAUCCCCACACUUGAGGAGGCGAGAAGUAUCUACAGCCACGUGGAUGGCCUGAAGCUUAAAGAAGCCGAACAACACUUGGGGAAAACUGUUCCUGCGGUCAAUGGUCACCUUGUCAACGAUGGAGUAGAAGAAAGCCCGCCAUCACGAGCUUUGCAAAAUGGUGGGAGCUCGGAAGAGCUCUUCACUAACCUCAGGGGUGCAAACGUAGGCUUCAAACACUGGCAUCCAGUUGCUGUUACGGCCAACGGCAACAAACUCGCGGGUCAGGCGGAUAUGGGUGGACUCUGGGAAUGGACCAGCUCCCCUCUUGCCAGGCAUGAAGGUUUCGAGCCCAAUAAACUCUACCCGGCUUACACUUCUGAUUUCUUUGACGGGAAACACAACGUCGUCCUUGGUGGCUCCUGGGCAACGCACCCACGCAUUGCUGGACGCAAGACCUUUAUCAAUUGGUACCAGCGCAACUACCCAUAUGCUUGGGUUGGGGCACGCCUGGUGCGCGAUCUUUAG
Lachnellula hyalina is the source of this 2616-nucleotide messenger RNA. RefSeq names its product Ergothioneine biosynthesis protein (gene egt-1). The transcript has 13 exons. Lineage: Eukaryota; Fungi; Ascomycota; Leotiomycetes; Helotiales; Lachnaceae. The coding region runs from base 1 to 2616 and encodes 871 amino acids. The record is from RefSeq and is a predicted model, not a curated record.